Hyaloperonospora brassicae is the source of this 633-nucleotide messenger RNA. The record is from the annotation of a GenBank genome assembly. Lineage: Eukaryota; Oomycota; Peronosporomycetes; Peronosporales; Peronosporaceae.
AUGACGUCUGGCAAAUUGCAUCCGAGCCACUGCUACACCCGCCUCUGGCUGCUCGCCACAGCGUAUAUCGUGCGCAUCGUAUCGAUGGCUUCUACCACUGCAAAGCGGUCCUUCGUCCACUGGUGUCCCUUGGCGCGCUUCUCGCGGAUCGACCAGUGCGCUCGUUUCGCGUAUACUCUUUUGACGCUCCCGUUUGUCGACACGGUUCAGUUGAUCCAGUAUGGUACGAAAGCAGUCGUGCUACGCAUGAGCCGUCUUCCGUGCGGCUCAGAAAACAGACAACGUGUCGUGCGUCGUGCCAACCGUAACGAACAGCAAGCGUCGGCCGGCACGAUCGACACUUCGCUGACGACUCCUCACUCGCCAUCGAAAUGUGUAUCCCGAAGACUUGUCGACAAGCAAGUGCUCCCGAUGGCAGACCACGCUCGUGUGUCCACCAUUGGUGAUGCAUUGCCACCUCCGUCACUUCCGCACGACAGUACACAGCGUCUAUCCGACGGCUAUGACCUCCUCGCAAGUCAAUGGGCUCAAAUGGCGACGGAGACACGACAAUUCUAUGCGCACAUUGCCAAGCUUCAGUCGUCGUUCAUGGAGAGUGAAGCCUUCCUGAUGCAGGAACCGUUGAACGGUUGA